This is a messenger RNA of Trypanosoma brucei brucei TREU927, 918 nucleotides long. RefSeq lists its product as hypothetical. NCBI's taxonomy places the organism in Eukaryota, Euglenozoa, Kinetoplastea, Trypanosomatida, Trypanosomatidae. Bases 1 to 918 code for a protein of 305 amino acids. The transcript has a single exon. The record is from RefSeq and is a predicted model, not a curated record.
AUGUGCGACAAAUUUGUUGUUGUGCUACUACUAGCAAGUGGCAGCCUAGCUGACCCUACAACGAUGGGCAACGACGCCACGACUUGGUGUCACGAGAGAGCCUACGUCAAGGUGAUGAUUGAGACAAUCGAAGACGAAAGAACAGAACGCACGGAGCGGAUCAAAGAGGACACCAGGCUAGCGGCGAUAUUGAACCUACCGGCGGAACACGAAGCGGCAACUGGGCCGUCCAAAACACGCCAAAUACUCUCUAUCGCUGCGAAGCAGAUGCUUGUAAAAAAGGGACAAAAGCUGGUCGAUUUCUUGACAGCAACACAGUGGCCGUUAAAGUAUCUUCGGGCGCGACUCAAACUAUAUGACAAUGCAGAGGUAGUUGCGGCGGACAGCGUGCCAACGUUAGGCAACGGCCAGCACAGCAGCAACGCCAUGGACGCAAACCCCUGCUCAUUACACCUAGCGAUUAAACAGACAGGAGACAGCAUCUGCAGCAGACCGACGCCAGCAGGAGCAACGAAAGCGGCAGUCAGAGCGAAGAUCAACAAAUUUACAAAAGCAAAAGCAGUCGACCGUCUCACAGUACCAGCACUUAUAACAGGCGGAAAAGCAGAACUGAAAGCCGGCGACAGCAGCAAAUCUUGGACCGGCGUGCAAAACAUAGCCGGCUGCUGCAGCUGCACAACAGGCUGCGGCACACACGUCAAGAUAACCAGCAUAUCUCAAGCGACAGCAGCAACGAAGGACCGUGAAGCAGCAACUACGCUACCAACAACCGAUACCGACUAUCCUCAAGAUGACGCCGCAGCCGCCAACCCAACCCACCAAAACAAAGCCAAGCUGCUGGCAGUAUACAAAAAGCUCAAAGAAGCGUUUGCAAACAAGCCACUGAAACUAACGGAUAUAACGUUAGCUCAAAUAUAG